AUGGGUGCACAAUGCAAUGAAUGUAUCAAGGGAACGAUCCAUGCCGGCCUUCCCAUCGGCCAUGAAGAAACCAUCCACGGCUUGAACACCUACGUCGUCGGUAACCCCCUCACUACCCGCGCCACAGUAGUAAUCUACAGCGACAUAUUUGGACAUCUCCUUCCCAACAACAAACUCCUCGCCGACGCCUACGGGGCAUCAGGGGAAUAUCUCGUGUACCUCCCUGAUUUUUUCGAAGGGGAUCCUGUAAAUUUGAAGGUUGCUGAUUUAUUGAUUCCCGUUGAUGCGACAAAACAGGGCACGUUGGGGAAAUAUACGGGGAUUUUGGCUAGUAUGCCUAGUUUUUUGAUGUGGAUGGGAAGACACAAGGAAGCGAGGUGUACGACUGUUUGUAAUGGAUUUCUUGAGAAAUUGAGGGUUGAGACGAAAGGGGAGAGGAAAAUUGGCAUGGUAGGAUUUUGUUGGGGAGGAAGAUAUGCAAUUCGUGCUGGUCUUGAGGAGAAUAUGGUUUCGAUUGAAGGAGGGAAGAAACCAUUGAUUGAUGCAGUGGUGGCUUUGCAUCCGAGUAAUUUGGUAUUUCCAAGGGACGUAGAUGGAUUGGUUGUCCCGGUUAGUUAUGGAUGGGGGGAGAAUGAUCUUGCGGUUAAUAUUAAGUCGAAAGGUAUUAUUGAGGAGAUUCAUAAGGAGGGCGAGAAGGGGAGGAGCGUACCGGAGAUGGAACAUCGGAUUUACAAACCUGGACGUCAUGGGUUUGCUGUGAGAGGUAAUCCUGAUGAUCCUCAAGAGAGAGCGUGCUUGGAGGAUUCGAUGAAGCAAGGCUUACAGUGGUUAGGGAAGUGGCUUUGA
Messenger RNA from Sclerotinia sclerotiorum 1980 UF-70, 846 nucleotides. RefSeq lists its product as hypothetical. The transcript is spliced from 2 exons. NCBI's taxonomy places the organism in Eukaryota, Fungi, Ascomycota, Leotiomycetes, Helotiales, Sclerotiniaceae. The record is from RefSeq and is a predicted model, not a curated record. The coding region runs from base 1 to 846 and encodes 281 amino acids. Gene Ontology annotation, molecular function: hydrolase activity.